GAUUUGAUGCCGGCCUCCUCGCUCACUGGUAUUACCGUUGAUGAAAUCAAAGCUAUACCAGCAGCCGAGUUCAAGACAUGUUACAGCAAGCUCGGAGUACCGGUUUGGAAUAAGACUAAAUGUGAUGAGCUGUACAAGAGAAUUAAAACGGAUGUAGCUAACGGGAAUAUGUGCACCACUACCGUACAAAUCUUACAGGACACAAAGAACAUCCUCCUUUGUAUGCCAGUCGCUGACAUCGACUGCCAACUAUUCGAUACGGAUGCAAAAACCAAGGCUUUUGGGGACCUCAGUGGCUGGACCUUUGCUCAGCUGACCACACUCGGGACACGCUACAAGAAAGCAACGGGUGUGAAAUAUAAACCGGUCGACUUCACCGACACCACCAUUAAAGCGCUUGGGCGAAUCCUUUGUGGGCUGCCCGCCAACGACCUCACAACCAUCAAUCCAGCAAAUUUCAAGACUGCCCUGCCAGCACAGAACGCGGCGAAGAUCUAUGAUACCUGCCCCAAGGAUCCAGUGUUAGCUAACCUGUUGACUGUCUGCAAGCAGGCCACUGCCUACGGACCAAUUAAAGGCUGGACCAGUUCAAUCAUCUCUGAAGUUGGUAUUCUCUUGUCCGCUGCUACUCCGGAAGAUGUAAAAACUCUUGGUGCAAAUAUCAAAGAAGUAGACCAAAGUGCCUUGCAGAAUAUGAACAAGGCUUCUCUUCAGGCCAUCGCGCCGGAAAAUGCCCUCAAUUUGCCAAGCACUCUCCAGAAUUCCCUUGGCGUAGGAUCGAACGGAACUGCAACUGGAAAUAAUAAGAAAGCAUCAUCCGCCGGUUAUGUCAAGCUGGAACACUUCCUUCUCGCGGGGACCGUGACCUUCGUAUUUUGGGUCACAGGGAGGUAUUAGGAAGAACGUUACCAUGUUCUACAUAGUAUUACGAACUGGUGACCCUCGGAAAAUCUCGAUGACUUGAAAAAACAUAAGUUUCGGUCACUAUGUUCGAUCUUUACUAUAAACGUCAUCUUCGACAUUAAGUACUGUUUGUAAGUGUUUUAUCACAAGUUGCGAUCCACAAAAACGCAAAUUUUAAGUACAUGACUUGUAGAAUUACAGGCAAGGCAACAGUUUGAUAGAUCAGAUUAAUAACGCGUAUCUUAGAUUCUUUAAAACAAAACGGAAGAACAUCAUGUAGGUUCAUUAUUUUCAAGGUGACGUUCUAUCGUUUUGAUUUUUAUUUACUGUUGAAUAUAUUAAAUUUCAAUCGUUAUUUCAAGGCCGAGUUAACUCGCCUCGCCAUUUGCGCGCGUACAAUAACGUACAUGUACAAUAAUGUACAACAUAUUUUACUACAUACACUGUACAUGUAAGUAUACGUUUUGCUUGCGUACACCAAGUACACUAUUCAGCAUUGAAAAUGGAUUUCUUGACAUAACCUUGCAGUGAAAAUGAGAGAAAAAAAUCGAAGCAUAGCUCAGCUUUUAUACUGAAGGAAAAAAACUGAAAUACCACAUGCAUGCAAACGAAUUGUUUGCGCAUGCGCUCAUUUUAUCAGUUAAAAUAAUUUUAGGAAUAAUUUUGAUUUUUCUUUCUCAUUCUUCUCCGUUUUGAUCCAAAACAUGGUCGCAGGAUCAAUAUACGAGGCAGCAUUGAAUGAUUGAAUCCGUUUUGACAAUGAGCUGAUUGUGGGUGAUUUUUUUUUUAUAAAUUGUAUAUUUCAUCAGAAUUAUCAAGAACGUCCCUUUAACUUCCACUUUAACGAAUUUAGCCCAUUCCAAUCACAAUAUGUUUGAAUUCAUGUUGGCGUUAAACUCUUGAGCUUGGCCAUCGUUUUCUUUUUGAAAAUUUUUUUCAUCUGAUUUCAAGAGUUGGCCAUCAAUUUAACCGUCCUACGAAUUGCUCUGUACAUUUUACCCAUAGGAUUGGGAAGCUCGGUAAACCUGCACGAACAUGACAUCAGGAUAUAAUUAUCAAAAUGAUAUAUAACCUGGUUGACAAAGGGGUUGACAUGCCAUGUCUGUUAUGAUAUCAUAUGCUCGUUAAGUGAUAUACAACGUACUAUGUAGAUGUAAUGUACAGCAGGAAGAAACACACAGAAUAUACUGUGUACGUAUGUCCCGCACAAUACAUACAUGUGUUGACACUGUACAUCAUGCAAUGUGCAUGUACAUUUUGUAUUUUGAAGUACUUUCAAGGUAUACGCGUCCUCGAGUCUGCAUCUGUUACCCAACACACCCUGGUGUGGAAGGUUCACUGAGCAGUGUUACUUAUGAUGCCAGACGGGUUGCUGACGGGACAAUUGCUGGACUGUGUGAUUCUGACCCACAGCCUGUCUAAAGAGCCAAAACAAAUUAUCUUUCAAUCAAGCUUUCUCAUCGGUUUGCUAUUUGGGAAAUAUUGAAAAUGUGCGUAGUAGCCAAGAAUAAUAAUAGCAUCCUCCUACUCGGCAACCGCGCAUGCGACUUCCCAUUAAAUUGUGAAUCGUGAAAAUGAUAGGACUUCGCCUUCGUGAAGCGGUAUCUAAUUGGCCCAAUACAUAGGCAGAUUGUCGGUGUCGAGAUGAUCGCGGUCCGUUCUAGUUCCUCGCUAUAUCCAGAGGCAGAAGUAGCAGAGCCCAAUUCCGGGUCUUAGUUUGAUUCUUACAUACAAUACACAGAUUAUUUUUCUAUCCAAUAAUGCAGAUAUAAUAGUUUCAAGAUGUUACGAGAGUAAUUUCUUUCUCCAAAUCAAACUACCUUUCUACACGUGUCGUAUAUAUCCUAAUAAAAUUGUA
Lineus longissimus is the source of this 2761-nucleotide messenger RNA. RefSeq lists its product as uncharacterized. NCBI's taxonomy places the organism in Eukaryota, Metazoa, Nemertea, Pilidiophora, Heteronemertea, Lineidae. The coding region runs from base 7 to 897 and encodes 296 amino acids. The transcript has 7 exons. The record is from RefSeq and is a predicted model, not a curated record. Gene Ontology annotation, cellular component: cell surface. Gene Ontology annotation, biological process: cell-matrix adhesion.